This is a messenger RNA of Theileria annulata, 1137 nucleotides long. RefSeq names its product Tash1-like protein, putative. The transcript has a single exon. The record is from RefSeq and is a predicted model, not a curated record. NCBI's taxonomy places the organism in Eukaryota, Apicomplexa, Aconoidasida, Piroplasmida, Theileriidae. Bases 1 to 1137 code for a protein of 378 amino acids.
AUGGUUCGAGUUAAUACUUUAUUAUUGGUUUAUGCGGGAUUUCUAUAUCAUAUAAAGAUUGUAUCUUCAAUUGUGUUAGAUUUGGAUAAUGAAGAUAUUUCGAGAUUUUAUACAAUGAAAAUUGUUGAACAAGGAGUAACCAAGGUUAUGAUAUUAUCUACUCCAGAAAAUAAGAUAACUGAAAUACGUAAAGGUAAAAGUUUAAUUUGGAUGGCAGAUCCAGAUGAAUAUGUUAAAUGUUUCACUCGUAUUUCAAGUAGAUGGUAUUCUGAAGAACUUUCUACCAUUGAAAUUGAAAAUCCCAAAAAAACUAAGAUGUUUUAUCUACGUAAACAUUAUUUUUCUCACUUUUAUUAUAUCAGUAAAAAAGAUUUUGAACAAAGGUUUUUAACACUUACAAAAUAUUGCAAACAACUAGAAUAUAUGGACAAUGAAGUCGUAAAGGGGAAACGUAAAAUUCCUAGACUAAAUAUAAAAAGAAAACGUAAAUUUCCAUUUGAAAAAGAUGGCAUAGAAAAAACUACCAAAAAGGAGGCAGAGACACAAACAGAAGAUAAAGAACUAGAAUCAAUUCAUUUUGAAGUUUCAUCAGAUGAUGAACCAGAAAUAGAACCAGAAACUAUUCCAGUGGAAGUAGACUCAGAUGAUGAUGAGGUACCACUUGAUUUAUCACAAUAUUAUACUGAACCUAUAGAACAGACAGAACAUACUUCAACAGGGGAUUUGUUAUCAAGUCAUGAUGAAGAACAACCAAUUGAUCUAACUAUUAAACACAAAUCUAAAGCUCCUGAAUCAGUUGUAGAACCGACUGAACCAGAAACUAUUACAGUGGAUUUGUUAUCAAGUCAUGAUGAAGAACAUGAAGAUAGUGAUCUUUCAGAUAUUGAACUCCAAAUUUCAUCAGAUGAUGAAUCACAUGAAGACCAUACACAUCAGGAUUUAAUUAUUCUUGGAUCAGAACCAUCUGAGGAAUCACAUACAGAAGAUAAUAAUUCAUCGACUAUUGUUAGAACGGAAUCUACCAAACCACAACCUGAUAUAUCAACCGAAGAUACUCACACUCAAACUGACACAGAUAUAGAUAAAAAAACUCGUUCAUCUCUUCCACUUAAGAAAAGACCAUAUAAACAAGAUUAA